CGGAUCGAUACCUCUAAUAUAGAGUGCUCAUCGAUCACAUGGAUGUGACAUUAGGAAGGCAGACCGAUGUCGCACCCCGGUCUCGUUCUUAGUGCGGGUGUUGUGCGUCCCCUUAAUAGAUGGAUAGGUUAUGUGAGCGUUUCGGUAGAGUGAACUUUCGUAAUCGUGGUUGAUUUAUUGGGAAGUGACUCUGCAAUUGUUCCCAGUGAUAUAUUACAUUGUGAUAAUGGCAUAAAAAGACUAGCAGCAAGCACACGAAUCUAGUUGCUGGGACUACUGUGAACAUUCAGGAUUGCGAGGUUGUGCCGAGACACUGGGACGCGGACAUUCCUCGAGAUGACGUCUGCUAAUCAAGCCUUGGAUGAUCUAGAUUCAGAAGAUCUCCCGCCACCAGAGAUGACUCCAGAAGAAAAACAGGCAAUGGUCGACUGUGUCCGGCGGGGGGACAUCGAAGAGUUUGAGGAACUCCUGGACAUCCCAGGCGCGGAAAUCAACAUGGUCUGGUUUAGUGAAAACCUUCUGAUGACCGCAGUUCGAUGGAAGCGGGAGGAGAUGGCCAUGUACCUCAUUGACAAUGGUGUGAAUGUGCUGUUUGAAACAACAAGACUGCAAAAGUAUGAAGACCCCAACGACCCAAAGAAGGUAGUGCUGCGUGUGUAUACCGUCUCCUGUCGUCAGAUAGCAUACGACAACAAUCUCCAAGACGUGGUGGACGCUAUCGACUUAGAAUCAGGAGAGGAUGUGAUGCACACGGUGACAGAGAGGACAAAGAAGUUGUGGAAGCCAAAGGAGGUGCGAGAUUUUGAGAAGCUUCGAGCGACUCAUGAGGUGCUCUCGGACCUCUCAUCCAUCACGGCUGUGGAUUUACUAUGGGAGGAUGACGGAGCUAUGGCAGACACGGAGGUUACAAACAGUACUGUCAACUCACCUCGGGAGAGACCGCAGACGCCAUCGGACAAGACAGCUUCCCUUGUGUCAGAGAAAGGCUUAGUUGUGGACACUCGAGUUAUGAUGGAUGUCCAACCUGGUGAGACGGGAAUUCGGAUGUCUGUGGGGGACAGGAAUCGACCCAGCCUCCCUAAUGUUAGUGGAGACGUUCUGGGAGACCCAGGGGAGGACAGGGCUCAUCGGAAGAUAUCAACAGAUUCGCUGAGACAUCGACCUGCCCCGAAAGUUGUAGUGGAAGGUGAGGAAGGUAGUCUCGUGGCAUUGAAGACCGUGAAAGAGGAAGGAGCAGACGAUACGAAUGCACAAGCGUCUGGUGACAAUGACCUACUGCCGUGUCACAGCAGAGGGGCUUGCACUGAUGAUGGGGUGUAUGGCAAGCGAUCACCGUUUAGCGCUGCCACGGUGCAGAGCAGAGUCAAAAGUGCAGGAUUUGCUCGGAUUGGGGGCACCAGAACGGACAUGUACAGGAAACGGGACUCAAAACGAAAGAUAAUGCUCAGAGAACAAGAUCAAAAUGGUGCAGACUAUGCCAAACCUGUGAUGGUGAAUGGGAGUUAUCCUUUUGAAAGCAAACGCUGGUCUGUGGAGGAUGGACACAAGACUCCCAGUCAAACACCGCAGGAAUGUGUUGCACCCAUUGGAUCAAGACAGACUCUUCCAAAAUCACCACGUGGUCACCACACUAGUGAAGUAUUUAUCAAACCGAGGCCAGCGUUCGUGACAUCUGGUCACCAUAGUAGCAGAUAUACAAACAAUCAUGACAGUUGGGACUCGUUUCCAUCAAUUGGGGCCAAGACAACAAGGUUGCAACACAAACAGACUUAUUUGAUUGAUGUGGGAGGUAGAAACAUUAGGGACAAAAACAAGUAGAAAUAUGACAAUCUCUCGGAACAACCAGGUUGUGAUGCAAAUGAGACAAGUGUCUCAUUCGUAACUUUUUGGUCCUCAGUUGUGACUUGAAGACAAAGACCGGAAACGUGUCUCAAUCAGUUUUUGCAUUUGAUCUGGGUGAUGAAUUCAGUAUCUGCUCAUGGUCUUCUGUAGUCUGUUUGAUCAGCAUCCUCAGCUGAGGGUAUCAGACACAAUCCAAAUGCAUCUCAAAAGGAUAUUCAUCCAGUCACCAAUGACAAGAAGAUUGUUUUAAAAUAAAUACUUACUUCUCUUAAA
Messenger RNA from Lineus longissimus, 2115 nucleotides. RefSeq lists its product as uncharacterized. The record is from RefSeq and is a predicted model, not a curated record. NCBI's taxonomy places the organism in Eukaryota, Metazoa, Nemertea, Pilidiophora, Heteronemertea, Lineidae. Bases 337 to 1818 code for a protein of 493 amino acids. The transcript has 5 exons.